This is a messenger RNA of Diorhabda carinulata, 3241 nucleotides long. Its product is annotated as UDP-glycosyltransferase UGT5-like. Gene Ontology annotation, molecular function: UDP-glycosyltransferase activity. Lineage: Eukaryota; Metazoa; Arthropoda; Insecta; Coleoptera; Chrysomelidae. The transcript has 4 exons. Bases 61 to 1620 code for a protein of 519 amino acids. The record is from RefSeq and is a predicted model, not a curated record.
AUAAUAGAAUUAUUAGGUCAAAAAAUAAUUUUUGUAUUGCGUCUCAUCAGUUUAUUCGUUAUGUUCAUGGAACUAUUAGUGCCAAUAUUAGUUUCAAUAAUAACAGUAUCUGAUGCAUCGAAUAUUCUUGUGGUGAUUCCGACUCCCGCUUAUAGUCAUCAAAUCAGCUUACGUCCGAUAUGGAAGCAAUUAUUAGCAACCGGCCAUCAAAUAACACUGGCUACGACGAAUCCCAUUCAAGAUCCCUCUCUGGACAACCUGAAGGAAAUAGACAUGCACGAAACGUAUUCUUUAAUGUCAUCUUUCUAUUCUCAGUUGCCCAAGGUGAAUAAAUUUAAAAGUAUAAGUCUGGCUCACGAAACUCUCGAUUCUAUAUUAGAUUACCAACUAUCUAAAUAUCUUUUGCCUUCUAUUAGAAACGAGACAAUUUAUGAUCUUGUGAUAGUGGAAUCCCUCUUACCAGAGUAUUUGACAUUUGGUGAUUAUUUCCAAUGUCCCACUAUAAUGAUAGCAUCUUUCGAAGUAACGAAUAUGGUUUAUAACUAUGUAGGUAAUCCAACGAAUCCUGCUGUUUAUCCGGACAUGUUGUUGCCGAUAGUUGCCGGAAAACUCAAUUUUAAAGAAAGAUUAGUGAGUUUUCUCUACGAUCAUUUAUUUCACCUCUAUAAAAUAUUCAUAAGCUAUCCGACGAGAAGAAAAAUUUUGGAAAAAUAUUUUGGACAAUCAGUCCGUUAUAUUGAAGACUUAUAUUAUGAUAUAGACUUACUUAUGUUAAAUGUAAACCCUAUUAUCAAUGAUAUCAAGCCAGUUGGACCUGCAACUAUUAAUUUUGGAGGUGCCAUUCAUGUUUUACCUGCGAAACCGCUACCCAAGGAUUUGCAGGAAUAUUUGGACAGUGCGACGGAAGGAUGUAUUUAUUUCAGCUUAGGAACUAAUUCUAAAAGCAUACAUCUGGAGCAAAAGAAAAUUGAAAUAAUCAAAGAAGCUUUGGGCGAAUUACCAUACAAAAUUUUAUGGAAAUUUGAAUCUGAAGAAGUGACGAACUUGCCGGACAAUAUCAAACUCAUUUCUUGGGUACCACAACAAGAUAUACUUAGACACCCCAACGUGAAAUUAUUCAUUACACAAGGAGGAAUUCAAUCUUUAGAAGAGGCCAUUGUCAAUCAUGUACCUAUGGCCAUGCUACCCGUAUUCGGCGAUCAGGAAGCUAACGCGAAAAGAAUGGAAUUGAAGGGUAUUGCUAAAAUAAUACCUCACCAACCACUUCCUGAUAAAGAUGAAUUCAAGAGGAUAAUAUUCGAGCUAAUUAAUGAUUCUAAGUAUAAAGAAAAUAUCAUCAAAAUUGCAAAUCUGCUACUGGAUCAACCGAUGGGAGGAGUUGAGAAAGCCGUGUGGUGGAUAGAAUAUGUGAUUAGACAUAAAGGAGCAAAACAUCUGCGAAAUCCAGCACUAGACGUACCUUUUUAUCAAUACUACUCCUUAGAUGUUAUAGCUGCACUUCUUUUGAUUACUUACAUUUUAUUUAAACUAGUUUUGAUCGUAGCAACUAUCAUGUUACAGAUAGGUAGAACUCUUUUGAGUGUUAUUAAAAUAAAAAACCAAAAGAAGAAGACGAAUUAAUUAUAAUAAUAAAUCGAUUCAAUAUUUUUCUUCUUAUAAUUCAAUUAUCAAUGAUGUUCCAACGAAAAAUGUUUACUUAGAUAACUUUGGAGGUAGAGACUUCCCGAAAAAGUAGUGACAUUCGUCAACCUUGAUUUCAAGAUGACAUAUUUCAUUAUGAUAUUAUUAUAACACCUCUAGAAACAGCAGAGAUCAAAGUGCAUGAUAGCCGGAAAACCCUACUGGACAGGGAAAGAAGUGAGAACAUCAAAAGGUUAUGCAAAAUAGAUGACGUCAACGAAUGGGUUCUAUCAAGAAAGAAGGAAUGGAAUGAGCACAUAAGUCGUAUGGAUAACAACAGAAUGAUCAAAAUAGCGCGUGAUAAAUCCCCAUUGGCCCGAAGGAGUACCGGCCGAACCAGAAAAAGGUAGAGCGACAACCUUGAAUCAGGAUAGGAGGCAAGGAUAAAACAGGCAACUACGCCUAAUACACGUAAGAAGACCUCUAGACGUAACUUCACCUCUUAAGAAAUUUAAAUUGCAAAUGUUAUCGAACCAUACUUCUUCCACAUUUUUCUAUAAAUAUAAUCGUCAAUCAUUUUCUCUCAAAUUUAUUGAUAGUUUUGAAGAAAUAUCAUUCAUCGUACGUUUUGUGCUAAGUGAUCUGUUUCUACUUCCACGCAAUGGAGAGUAUAUUUCAAAUUACGGACAUCUAGAGUCAAUUAACGAUUCUUCGAUGUAAAUCGGAUUAUGUUGCAAGUACUUCGAUUUUAAAUGACCUCAGAUAAACAAUCUUAAAAGACUUAAUCGAAAGAUCAGAUUGACUAUUCCACAAGGUCUUUUUUUCAAAUCGAUAGAGAGUAAAAUUUUUCGGAACAGCUGUAUCUGCUAAUGCGCCACUUUAUUAAGAAAAAAUGUUCUUGCCCCACAAGGUCGUUGUUGCUUUAAAAUUGUUACCAUGUAGUUCUCCCACAGAUGUAAGUAACCGUCACCAUCUAGGUUAUAACGUACGAAGAGCAAUAUGAGGCUAGAAAACAACAGCCUAAUCAUAAGAUUUUUUUCGUUAUUCAAAAAAAUUUAUUCAUCUGAACAACAUAGUAUAGAAAUCACGCAGUAUUAGAUCUGUAAGAAUCUCUGAGUAUUAACACCAACGAGCGUCAUAGUCUUUUUUCAAAUCUUGUACCAAUCUUGUGUUAUGUCACAAUGGUUGGACCAGAUAAAGAAAAUAAAACAAAAUAAAAAGAAAACUCUGAAAGAUGUGCAAAUACUUUGCGUGGUAUGAAAGUUAUUCUAUAUCAUUUAUUAACUCGGUUACAUACGGCCAAUGUUAUCAUUUAGAGGAUUAUUAAUGAAUAUCUGGUGUCGCUUAUUUGUGUUAUUCCAACGGGCUUAUGUUCAACAUAUAAACAAUCAUUUAAAAUUAAUUCCAUUUUUAAAUAAUUUUUAAAUUGGAAUAUCUAUCACUGUAAAGGUCACGCUACGCAUGUAUCUCCUUUGAAAGUAAGGUCGACGUAUUUAAUCAUUAUUUGAAUAUUUAUUUCCGCAAUUAUUUGGGGUGCAUACUUUUCGUUAGUGUAGUAAAUACGAAUAUUAAAUUUUUGAUUUUAUUGUGUUUUAUAUGAUCAAUAAAAAGAUAAAAUCCC